GCCGAGAAAGUUGUUGUCCACAAGUCUAGAUCCGUCUUCCUACAAAAUUUUUGGGAUAUGGGUAUUGCGGGAGGGCCUCACGAUCACGCCCCUUGGCUCCUUGAUACAACUUACCGAAGCUCUGGAGGUUACCAUAUUUCAAUCCGACAUGGUUUCAACAUUUUCUCAAAAUUUAGUUUCUCCGCGACCCCCGGCUCGACCCCUCGUGCCUUCUGGAUUCUUUCUCCCUUGCUUCACUACUGCAACUCCUAGUUUUCACGCACCCACUUGUUUCUCUAACCUAAGAGGUCCCGCUGUUGUCGGCGGAAAAGCGCGUCUAGUUGCGAGAGCUUCAGCUUCGACCUUGCCAUACAGUCCAAACAUUGCAGAGGAUCUAGGUGAUAUCACCAUUUUCACUGCAGGUGGUGAGCCCGUGAUGUUCAAAGAUCUCUGGGAUCAGAAUGAGGGACUAGCUGUUGUGGCCCUCCUAAGGCACUUUGGAUGCGUUUGCUGUUGGGAAUUAGCUUCAACCCUGAAGGAAUACAAAUCAAGGUUCGAUUCAGUUGGUGUGAAACUAAUUGCAGUUGGUGUUGGCACUCCUAAUAAAGCUCGUAUACUUGCUGAGCGAUUACCAUUUCCAAUGGAUUGUCUAUAUGCAGAUCCUGAGCGCAAGGCAUAUAAUGUUUUGGACCUAUACUAUGGAGUUGGUCGUACAUUCCUCAACCCUGCCAGUGCAAAGGUGUUCUCAAGAUAUGAUAGUUUUCAGAAAGCAUUAAAAAACUAUACGAUUGAAGCCACCCCAGAUGAUACAAGUGGUGUCUUACAACAGGGGGGAAUGUUAGUAUUCAAAGGAAGGCAGCUGUUGUAUGCGAGGAAGGAUGAAGGGACGGGGGACCAUGCCCCUUUGGAUGAUAUUUUUGAAGUCUGCUGUAAUACUCCUCCUGCAUAAUCACUAACCCAAUUCUGUAGAACAGGGAUGCUUUCUUCUUGCAACUUUUGAUUGUCACAUAAAUAACCCGAUGAAGUCUAGGGGGUUAAAAGAUUUAAGAUAGUAAUAUUCCUGAACGUUUACGUGGACCUAGCAUUCAGGUUUAAAAUUUGACAUUUUCUAUUCCUAA
Molecule: messenger RNA, 1097 nt
Organism: Prosopis cineraria
Lineage: Eukaryota; Viridiplantae; Streptophyta; Magnoliopsida; Fabales; Fabaceae
Product: thioredoxin-like protein AAED1, chloroplastic
Exons: 7
Coding region: 149-928 (259 amino acids)
Molecular function (GO): antioxidant activity
Source: RefSeq, a predicted model, not a curated record